AUGGUAAAUACUCAAAAUGAUCAUCUGGUCUCUGAAACUGAGAGUGGGAGAAGUAGCGUACUUUUUGAGAGAUCCCACACAGAUCGGUAAAAGUAGGAAGAAAAACAAAUAGAGAUUAAAGAUAAUGAUAGUUUCGAAUUUGAUGGGUAAAGAUUUAUAGUGGAACUCGAAGAUACCUUCUGCUCUAGUUCCUCUCCUGUUAAUCACAAACAGGUGUAUUAGCAAUAAGAAACUAAAUCCAUGCCUAGAACUGAUAACUAUUUCUCACCUGCAAUUGAUAACUCUGAAUCUAAAAAAGGAUUUGAAAGUAGGCAGAGUUUGAUUGAUAUUAAUUUGGAAUACCAUGAUAUUCAGAUAUUCUCUGCUUCCUAAUAGAUUAAUUAUGAUGCUUCUUUGAAAAUGGAACCAAUAAGAAUGUUGAACUUCACUAAUUAAGAAAUUUAAGUGGAUGAUGCUGAAAUAAAGAGGGAUAUGGAGUAAUUGAAAAAAUAAUAAGAAGAAGAAAAGGUAGAAAAAAAGAAGGAUGAGGAAAUUUAGAAACCUUAAGAAGUCAAAUAGGAAUCUUAAGAAGAAGACCUAAAUAGAUUCUAUGAAGAGUUGCAAAGAAAAUUGGCAUUAGAACUGGAGUUAGAGUUAAUGGAUGAUGAGGAAAGAGAGCAAAUGGAAAAAUAAGAGGAAGAAAGAAUGAAAAAGUAAGAAGAGGAGAGAAAGCUUCAACAUAAUGAACCAGUAUAAGAAUAGUAUCAGCACAGUCACUCAGCUUAAAAUCAUCAUAAAGUUAAGAGUGAAAUGCUUGGUGCGAAUGUACAUAAUAACCUUAUGAAAUCUUAGGAUUUUACUUCUAGUAAAAAUUCUGCUAACAAUAUAAAUAUGGACAUUUUAAGCAGAGAUUCGAUGGCGUAAUCAAUUUAAUCAGCAGAAAAUCCUAAAUUUAGAAGAUUUUUAUCGAUGGGAGAGUCAAAGGAAUUUAGAUAUGAUAGGUUUGCAAGGCUUCAACAGGUUAAUUCUGAGAAGCAAUAAUUGAUAGAAUAAUUGAAUCAAGCUAAAUAGCAACUCGAAUCAUAUGGUUCGUAUUACAUAGGCAAUAAUGGAGAUAGAAGUAUCGCUGAUGCCCCUUUACAUUUGGCAUUUCUAUUUGCUUCACCUUUAGUAAUGAGAGGUCAAGGUGCUAAAGGAGAAAGCCAAGAUAAUUUUAGCAUCAUUCCACUAAUUGAAUUUGUGAAGGAAUUUAAAGAGAUCAGAAAUAGCAUCAAGGAAACAAAGAGGCUGAUUAGAUUAAGAGCAAAGCAAGCAACUAUUGAAAAUUUAAGUUUAAUAUUAGCACAAAACCCAUUAGCUCUGCACUUCUCCGGACAUGGAAUAGAAAAUAAUAAAGAAAACUUUGGAAGGAGAUUCAAAUAAAGACAGGCUGAUGGUAAUUACCUUUUAUUUGAAACAGAAGAUGGAGAGGGAGAGCUAGUAUCAGAGAAGACUUUAUCAGAAUUUAUUCACAGUAGCAACACUAAAUUGGAAUUCGUGUUUGUAGCAUCAUGUUAUUCAGAGUUCGCUGGCAAGAUUUUUUUGAAUGCUGGAGCAAAGCAUGUUAUUUGUGUAAAAUCUGGAUAAUAAAUUGCAGAUUUGGCAGUUAUUACAUUUUCAAAGUCAUUCUAUCACUCUGUUUUCAGUCAAACAAUGACUAUAUGCGAUGCAUUCAAUAUGGCUCAGAAAUAAGUUCAAGUGAAAUAUGGAACAGGGGAAUCAAAUAAAUUUAGCAUUCUAAUAAAUGAAGAAUCACACUCUCCAGAUCAUAGAGAUAAAGCUAAAGUUAAUUAAAGUGGAACAUACAAAUCGAUGAAAUCAAAUGACAGUGAUGGCCAUAGAUGUAAAAUAUUUGGAACACUUAAGUAAGGAGAUCUAGAGUGGCUAGAUCCAAAGCCAAGAUUCAAAGAUUACCCAGCCAAAGUUGACAAUUUUAUCGGCAGGUAGAAAGAAAUGUAUGAGAUAAUCCACAAUAUCUAUAAUCACAGACUUGUUACAAUGAUUGGAUUACCAGGUAUUGGUAAAACUUCCAUCAGUAAAAAUGCUGUACAUUAUAUUAUCGAAAGAAAAAUAUUCAAAUAAGGAGUCAUCUUCAUGCAACUUAAAGGAUAUCUGAGCUUUGAACUCUUUAUGAAAAAAUUGGUAGUCAAUUUUGUGCUCUAAAAUUUUGAAUUAGACUCAGACCAAGCAAAAGAAAUUCAAAACUCAAACAUUGAACAGUUGCUAUAGAUUUCUCUACAUUUCUUAAAAGAAUAAGAAGAAAAUCUUCUCUUGGUUUUUGACAAUGUUGAAGAUCUCUUAACACAUGAUAAACAAGCCUUUAGAAUCUUUAUUAAUGAUCUAUUAAUGCAGAUUCCAAACCUUCAUAUUUUAAUGACAAGCAGAAAGACUCUUGGAACACUCCAAGACGUGUCAGAAAAAAUUUUAGUCUUAUAAGAAUUAAGCCCUGUUUACACUGUGGACUUGUUUGUUUCCAGAUCAAGAGAGCUAAAGGAUUCAGAAAUAAAAGAGCUACUAGAGUACGAGCCUGAAACUUACCUAUUGGUCAGUGAUAAGAGCUAUCAAAGAUAUCAAAAGGUUAAGAAAUUAGAAGAUCACCAUUUAUUUAAGAUAUUUGGAGGAAAUCCUCAUGCAAUUACAUUAGCCGCUCCUCUAUUGAUAAGAAUGUCCUUGAAAGAACUUUAUCUUUUAUUGAAUUCAAAGUAGAUGUUCGAUACCCUGAAAGUUGAAGGUAUAGAGGAUUCAACGGUUGCAUCUCUUCGUGUGUCACUCGAAGCAUCAAUCACAGUUCUAUAGAGAGAAGAUCCCUCAGCCUAUAAUUUCUUCUUUUUGAUAGGCAUGCUUCCAGGUGGUAUUGAAGAGGAUGAACUAGUUGAACUAUGGGGACCAGAUUACAGUAAACACAUAGAAAUCCUACUUAAUUUUAGUCUAAUUCAGAGAAAAGAUCAUAAGAAUGAUUCUAAAAGGACCAUCAGUCUACCACCUUUUAUGAGUAAUUACGCAGAUGCUAAAAUAUCUUAAGACAAUAAAGUAAUGUUCUAGAAUGAUUUAUGUCAUUAUUACGCUAAUAUCUGUAAAAAGAUUCUUGAUAAUAACUCACGAUCUUAUAAGAAGCAAGUUCGAUAAUCUGAGCUCAAUCAUUAAGUAAUGGAGAAAUUAUUAAAGCAUGAGACUAAUAUAUAUGCUUGCAUUUAUAGAAUGGUCGAUUAAAAACCAGAGGAGAUCUAAUAAUACAAAGAGAAUAACUAAAACUUUUAAUAAUAAAAUAGUCAAAGACUAAGAAGAAUAUCUACCCUUUUCUAAUUGGAAGCUAUUGAUUUCAAAAAAUCUCAAACUGUAAUUGAAACCACUGAGGAAGUAAACGAAGAUGAUGAGCUAUCUGCUUUAUAUCAAAGCAAAGGGAAACCUCGAAUCAACGAGGUUAAUAUCGUGGAUUAAAGUGAGUAUAAGCCCUUUUAGAAUAUAAUUUCCCAAACCCCUAAAUAAGAGCAGUAAAAAUCUUUCUUAUUUUCUUCAUCUGAAAAUGAGCAAAAGAGUCAAUCUCUUUUAAGCCCUACUCCUCUUGUAGAAGAAGCAAGUAAUGAGUCCGAUUCAGAUAUGCUAAGUAGUGAAGGUUAACAUGAAUCUAAAGCUAGUCCCACCUAGAAAAAGAGUUAUCUAUAGAUUGAAACUAUUACUACAGAAAAUGAAAUGGAUGUGAAGACUUAGAAGUAGCUUAAUGACAUAUUAAGAGUGUCAAAUGGUCUAUUUCAAAAGUUCUCUUAAAACGUGGGCCAGCCUCAUUUACUUCAAAUGAUUAAGUCCCCUGAUGUAGAAAGAAAGACUUUCUUUAGAAGACAAACACUUGGAAAGAAUGAUCAUAUCCCUAGCUUGCUUUUGAGAUAAAAUUUAAAUUAAAAGAAAACUAAGGUUAAGAUAGAUGAGUUGCAUGCUGCUGAGUAACUUAUCAUAUACUACGCUAUGAAUUUGUUUCUACUACAUGAAAAUGAGAAUGCUAUUCACAUGAUGACUGAACUUGCCUUGAAAGCUAUGGGCAGUUAACUUUAUGAAGCAAACAUUUACAGAAUCCUAGGUUUAAUAUAUCUCAACAAAAAUGACGUUGAAAAGUGCUUAGAGUCCUUCAAAAAGUCUAAGAAAUCAUUCCAAGCUGCCAAUUCCAAGUAUGGAAUUGGCCUAACUAAAUUUUCAAUUGGCUAUGUCUACAGAAGCAAGUAGGCUGAAUUCAUAACAAAACUAGGUGAUGAAUAAACUAUCAGACUUGCAAAGGCUAACUUCGAUAGUGCUCUGAAUAUUUUUGAAGAUCUCAAUCAUAUUAUGGGCUAAGCAUUAUGUCAUGGUCAAUUAUCACACGUAGACAAAUAUCUCUCAAAUAAGAUGGCUUCAAAUGAACAUGCCUAGCAUCACAAAAGACUCAUGCAAGUAUAUACUAAGUAUCCAAAUAAAAAGGAUUGUCCAUUUGUUGCGAGAGUACAUGGAAACGAUAUUUCUCUCAUGAGUGAAAUAGUCUACGAUAACGAAACAAGAAACAUGUUCCCUUCAUCUGGAGCUACAUUCCCAUUGAAAGGUAGAAAGAUUUUAAAGUCUUAGUUCAGCGAUUUAGACAUCCCAGAUAAUCUAUCUACAAUUUAGCAUCACAGCUCAGUUUAAAUGCCUGUGAACGAGGAAAUAGCUUCACUAACACUAAAGAAUCAAGGUAGUAUGUUUAAUGUAGGCUGUGAGUACUCUCCUUUAAACAAUCAUUCACCUCAUCUUCAUCGCUAUGAUACUAAAGACAUCAACCUUAUCUCAGACUAUUCCUCAUCUUUUAAUGAGUAGGUGAAUAUGCAAUCAACCCAAAUCAAUAUCAAUAACAACAAUCUUUCACCAUCUACUCCUAUUCUGUCAACAGAUGCAACUAGUAUUGAUUCUACAGUAGUCAUGAAUUUCGAUCCGAAUGUGAUGAAUAAACAAAAGUCCACAUAGCUUCAAAACAAGCUAAUUAAAAUGGUUUCAAAUUUGGAAGUCGUAGUUGAAGAAGAUGAAUCUUAGAGACCUUCACUUGUUAUCUCAGUUGGAUCAACAAAACAAAGCCAGUAAUUUGAGAAAUAGCUUCAUGAGAAAAAUAAUAUAUUAGAACGAAAGAAAUCUUAUGAAAAGACAAAAGACACAUCUCUCUUAGGAAUAGAUGAGAAAGACAAGAUGAGUAGCAGACUCAACAAGAGCGCUAAUAAAAUCAAGCCAAUUAUUCCUAAAUAAUAACUAUUAUCUUCAGUACUUGCUAACAGGAAAAAGUUAUGA
Stylonychia lemnae is the source of this 5295-nucleotide messenger RNA. The record is from the annotation of a GenBank genome assembly. Lineage: Eukaryota; Ciliophora; Spirotrichea; Sporadotrichida; Oxytrichidae.